GGUCGUUGAUAACUUCAUUCCUGAAUUGGUCUAUGAGGCUCUCUAUAUGGCGCUUAAUGUCUAUUGGUGCGGUGUCCGCUAUUGCCUGUGUCUCAGAAUUGGGGGCCGUUUCUUAUUGCUUCCCGUCCCCAUAUUCUCUGUUUCUUAUAUAUAUGCAAGUUUACAUAGGAGGCCCAGCUUCCCUGCCUGUCAGCCACAGCCUGAUCAAAUUGUGCUGGCUAGGUGUUCCGCCCACCGCUGCGCACCAGGGAGUUACGGACUAGGCAGCCUAUGCAGAAGUCAGUCGCCCCUCCGGGCCACCGUCAGGCUCUGGGAUCUGGGUUAGGCCAGCCUACCAAGUCCACCUGCAGCGUCACACAGGCCAGGCACUUUUCACCAAUCCCGUCCGAGAGGGGAAUGUGUGGCUGGAGUCGCCACCGUGCCCUGCUCUUACAGGACUGCCCGAGCCCAGAAAGUCCUCCGCUGGAGUCAAACUGUGGUAGAGUGUCAGUUUCUCUCACUCACCUCGCCACAAGUCAGUGUACGCCUCCUAGUCCUGUCCGUCCUGUUUUCGACUCCGUUCGCAGACUGCCGUUCCCAGAGCUUCUGCGCGUCUCUCCUUGCCGAGCCACUGUGGAGGCAGCCAGCCACCGCGCGGCAGGAAACCCAAAUCGCGGUUUGCAAUGGCGCGGGGUCCAGCCUCCACACCGAGGCUUUUCUGUUCCUAUUUUAGCGCCAGGACUGCAUUCCAAGUUGGUUUCUCUCAGCCCAGUUCGUUCCUGAGUCAGCAGAGCAUAUCUCUACCGGCCCAUGUCUCCUUAGUCCGCAUCAUUCCUGACUUCUGAGCCGAGCCUUUCAGAGAGCCUCCGGUAGUUGCUGUUAAUCUGUCCGCCAUGUUCUCCCGGAAGUCAACUUGAGGGUUUUUGUCGAGAAGUCUGCUGUGAUUCUGAUGGUCUUUCCUUAAUAGACCUCGGUAAGUGAAAGUCUUCAGAGGGAAGCUGCAAAGAAGCAGGCUAUGAAACAGACCAAACUGGAGAUGCAGAAGGCCCUUGCAGAAGAUUCCACUGUAUAUGAAUAUGACAGCAUUUAUGAUGAGAUGCAGAAAAAAAAAGAAGAAAGUAAUCCCAAAUUACUAUUGGGAAGAGAUAGAAAGCCCAAGUAUAUCCACAACUUACUAAAAGCAGUUGAGAUCAGAAAAAAGGAACAGGAAAAAAGAAUGGAAAAAAAAAUACAGAGAGAACGAGAAAUGGAAAAAGGAGAAUUUGAUGAUAAAGAGGCAUUUGUGACAUCUGCAUAUAAAAAAAAAUUGCAAGAAAGAGCUGAAGAAGAAGAAAGAGAAAGAAGGGCUGCUGCACUAGAAGCACGUUUGGAUGUAACCAAGCAGAAAGAUCUCAGUGGAUUUUAUAGACACCUCUUAAAUCAAGCAGUUGGUGAAGAAGAACUACCAAAAUGCAGCUUUCGUGAAGCCAGUUCUGGAAUAAAGGAAGAGAAAUCAAGAGGUUACUUAGAUGAAGUAAAUUCAGAAAACAGAAUACCACAGGAAAGAUGUGUUCUUCAAACUCGUGCGAUGGAGGAAGAAAAUCCAGAUGCCGAUAGUGAUUUUGAUACUAAAAGCAGUGAAGAUGAUGAAAUGGAAGAAAAUAAAGUGAAUUGCAGAAGGUCAAAAGUCACAGAGACCUCCAGGAAUUACUCUAAGCAUCUCAAGAACCAAAACCACUCAAGAUCAUCUAGUGAAGAAAGAGGGCAUAGUACCAAAUACCACACCAAGGGUUCAAAGUCCAGAGGGCAUGAUAAAAGGGAAUAUCAUCCCCAAGAGAGGCAGUCCAGAGACCAGGAAAACUGUUAUAUUGACCGGGACCACAGAACAGUAAAGGAUUCUCAUAAACACAAAGAAGCCAGCCAUAAAGAUUCUCACUGGAAGAGGCAUGAACAAGAAGAUAAACCACGGGGAGACCAGAGAGAAAAAAAUGACAGAGAAUGGAAAAGAGAGAAAUAUUCUUCAAGAGAACAAGAAAGAGACAGACAACGAAAUGAUCAUGAUCAAUACAGUGAGAGACAUGGGGAGAAGGAAAAGAAGAACAAAGAAAAGGAAGAACACAUGAAACCUGUAAGGAAGGAAAGAUAUGAAAAUAAUGAUAAAUACAGAGAUAGGGGAAAACAGGAAACAAGUGUUCAUUCUUCAGAAAGAAAUCACAAAAAAGAAGGCAGAUCAAAUUCUAAGGCAAAGGAAGAGUUUCUUGACCAUGAGAAAGCCAACAAAAUGAGGAAUAUGGAAAAGAACAAAGAAAGAUACCAAGAGAAGCCCUCUGGUUCUGAAACAUCUCUGGGAGCAAAACACAGACUCUCAGAGGAAAGGCAAGAGCAGGACAGAGAACAAGAAAGACCACCAGAGGCAGUGAGCAAGUUUGCAAAGAGAAGUAAUGAAGAAACUGUAAUGUCAGCCAGAGAUAGAUAUUUGGCCAGGCAGAUGGCCCGGGCUAAUGCAAAGACCUAUAUUGAGAAAGAAGACGAUUAAUGGCUGCCCCAACACAAAGACAUGUGGGAGCACAGGACAUUGUAACUCCUAGGACUUUGUUCAGUGAAGGCAUGAUGAAAUGUGUUAACGGUAGUUGAGAAUAUUUUAAAAUGUGUUUUCAAAAUUGAAGUCAAAAGUCUUUUGACUGUUUGACUAGAAAUAUGUAUGUAUGUAUGUAUGUAUAUAUGUAUGUAUAUAUAUAGUAUUUCUUUGUCAAUCCCAUAUUGUUGGUUGUAUUCAGGAACCGAGUGUCUAUAUCCCUGCAAGUACUUAAUAAGGAAAAUUGGCUAUACUGCCACCAUUAAAAAGUAAACAACUUUCCUAAUAAUGUUGUUUUUGUAACAGUAGCGGUUUAGUUUUAUAAAUAUUAUAUUUUAAGUAAAAAUAUGCAAAAAUUUGAAGAAUAGGAAAAUUAUUAUACUUUAUGAUCUGAAACUUGUAUUAAACUAUAAAAUGUAGAUCAAGUGUGUUGUUUAAUUUUUCAGCCCAUACUUGGCUUAAAGAAAAAUAAAUAUGUACUUUAAUUCAUGCUUUAAUUUUAAAAGUAAUUUCACUUUUAUGUCACAAUUCCUUUUAUUGUUGUAGUUAAUAAAAUUAAUUUGUAAUUCUGAAA
Messenger RNA from Cavia porcellus (domestic guinea pig), 3107 nucleotides. It is a transcript of the gene Nsrp1, whose product is annotated as nuclear speckle splicing regulatory protein 1. The record is from RefSeq and is a predicted model, not a curated record. The transcript is spliced from 6 exons. Gene Ontology annotation, biological process: regulation of alternative mRNA splicing, via spliceosome. Lineage: Eukaryota; Metazoa; Chordata; Mammalia; Rodentia; Caviidae. The coding region runs from base 995 to 2494 and encodes 499 amino acids.